This is a messenger RNA of Branchiostoma floridae (Florida lancelet), 2678 nucleotides long. RefSeq lists its product as uncharacterized. Gene Ontology annotation, cellular component: extracellular matrix. The record is from RefSeq and is a predicted model, not a curated record. Gene Ontology annotation, biological process: cell adhesion; extracellular matrix organization. Gene Ontology annotation, molecular function: cell adhesion molecule binding. Lineage: Eukaryota; Metazoa; Chordata; Leptocardii; Amphioxiformes; Branchiostomatidae.
GCUGGAGGCGGUUCUGUCCCACUUGACCGGAGUCCGCUGUCGUCAGACCGGGGUUAAGCACUCAUUACGUCUCGUUCUGUGCUCGGUACGGUCCCGCCAUGCGUCCUCUCGUGCUCCUCGGCCUUGCCGCCGUCUUACAGGUCGCGUAUGCCCAAGUAGGAUACAACGUGCUCUACAACUGGCGAGAUAAAGUACACGAUCAGGGUCCUAAUGUGUGCGCUGUGGAAGUAGUCGAGGACACGAACAAACAGUACUGGACCAGCUGCAGGACGUUCUGGAACCGCCAGAUAUGCGAGAGACAAACGAUGAUCCGUUAUGAGUGCUGUACUGGCUAUGGGGAGAUCCCAGGGGAAAAGGGCUGUACAACAGAGCUUCCUCUGAAGAACAUCCCAGCGACCCUGGAGGAUACAGGAGCCGACACCAUGCUGCUGUACACCACCCGGGCCGGCCUCACUGAUCAGCUGGAGAACGAGGGAGCCUUCACCGUCUUCGCCCCCAGCAACGAGGCGUGGGCGGAACUACCACAGGAAGUGAUCGACGCCCUGGUGUCUAACGUGAACGUGGAGUUGAGGAACGCCCUGCUGUACCACAUGGCUGAGGGUGUGGAGGAGAUCAACGACUUCGCCAACGACCGGAUGCUGAGGACGAUGUACCGUAACUCCCCCAUGCGCAUCAACAACUACGCAGACAGUAUUUACACCGUGAAUUGCGGACGCGUCCUGCGGCCCAACCAGCGCGCAACUAACGGCAUCGUCCACAUCAUCGACAAGGUGGUCACUCCCACUACCGGCACCAUCGACGACUUCGUCAGCAACAACGACCGGUUCGCCACCCUCAGGACCGCCAUCACGGCUGCCGGACUGUCGGAGGCUAUCCAGGGCGAGGGACCCUUCACUCUGUUCGCCCCGACCAACGAAGCCUUCAACAAGAUCCCACCAGAGACGCUCAACAGGAUUCUCGGAGAUGCCGAUUCUCUCGACGCCCUGUUGAAGUACCACAUCCUUGACUACGGGUUCUGUUCUGCCUUCAUCACCCGUCGGCACAAGCUGCGCACCAUGGAGGGGUCCCGCGUCAACGUGUCCUGUGGCCGCGGGGAGGUCGGCGACGAGUUCCGCGUGAACCAGGAGGUGAAGAUCGUGGAGUCCGACAUCGUCACCGACAACGGCAUCAUCCACGUCAUCGACUCUGUACUCAUCCCCAACGCAGCCAAGAACGUUGCUGAGAUGUCAGAGACUGUUGCUCCUCCUAAGAUCAACGAGUACCUGUCCUCUUCCGGGCUCAUCGAUGAGAUGGCGGAGGGCGGACCCUGGACUAUCCUCGCGCCCACGGACCAGGCUUUCGAAGCCCUGCCAGCGGAUGUCGUGUCCAGACUGGGCAGCGACACGGCGUUCCAGAAGGAGGUCCUGAGCAGGCACAUCGUGGAGGGGCAGCUCACCGGCCGCAAGCUCAUCGAGGGGCAGGAACUCCAGUCCAUAGAUGGCGAGACCACCCUAAGGACUUCACUUUACAGAAAGACGUUCUGCAUUGACAACGCCUGUGCGUACAAGGGCGACCACGAGGCAAACAACGGCGCUGUGAUCCUGAUCGACAAAGUCCUGCUGCCGGCAGAGGGGAGUCUGUGGGACCUGAUUAACCAGGACGGCAGCUUCAGCACGCUGAAGACGGCCAUUCAAACUGCCGGUCUUGUCGAUGUCUUCAAGAACCCAGCCGUCUUCACCGUCUUCGCUCCGACCAACGAGGCCUUCGAGAACCUGCCAGCCGGUACCCUGGACGAGCUGCUCGCCAGUUCCGAGGACCUGACCAACCUGCUGCAGUACCACGUCAUCGGGCAGAUGUGGCACCGCAAGGCCAUGAGGCCGAACAUCAAGUACCGCCUGCCGUCCGUCCAGGGACGGAAGUUGGAGAUGAUUCGCGCUAAGGAAGAGGGCAGUAACGAGUACGUCGUGACGAUCAACGGUAAGGCGAAGAUCACCCAGGGCGAGACGCUCGCCACCAACGGUCUGCUGCACGUCAUCGACCAGGUGCUCAUACCUGGACAGAAGGGCAGCGCGAACGGCGAGGGCGACGGCGAAGGCGGAAACAACCUGAUCAGUGUGAUCAAUGGUGGCCGGGAGACGAUCGGGGGCGGCGCGGGAGAGGGCGGCAGUGUGUCCGUCAGCGUGGGCGAGGGAGCCGGCGGCGAGGGCAGCGUGAUCGUCGGGGAGGGCGAGGGUGCCAGCAACGUGGUGACGGGAGACGGCGGCCCCAGGGUCAUCAAGGUGACCAGCAGGGUGACUCUGCCCGGCUCCGGUCCCUCCAUCUGGGACAGCAUCGAUCAGGAUGCAGACUUCAGUAUCCUGAAGUCUGCCAUCUCCACAGCCCAGCUUGAGGACAUGUUGGACAGGCCCGGGACCUACACCUUCUUCGCGCCCACAGACCGCGCCUUCAACGCGCUGCCCGAGGACGCCCUGCCCAACCUGCUGGCCAACCCAGAACAGCUCUCCGAGAUUCUGGAGUACCACGUGGUUGAAAACGUCCUGAACAGCAAGGCCGUGUCUCCAGGCGUGGCCAUCCCCUUGGCAACCCUGCAGGGAGGUCAGGUGACCGUCAGGAACGUGAAUGGCGUCGUCACCGUGAACUCCGCCACCGUCGAGCGCGCCGAUCUCAUCAACACCAACGGCAUCAUCCACGUCAUCGAC